UGUAAGUGCGGCAUUUGGGGUAUUAGUUACGGUUGUCUGGUUGCUGUUUAAAAUGAAUCGACCACAUUAUGUUGACAACUCUAUGAAAACAAAAAUCUAUUAACUAUUUCAACUAAUGGAUACUUGAAGCCCCACCAUGAAAUAAUCAAAAACACAAUUUUGCUAAAGCUGUCAGACAAAGAAUAGAAAUGACCAUUUUACAAUGGCAAGCGUGGCGGAUCUUCUGGAAUACGGACAUCUAGACGAAAAUCGCCGACGCAGUCGAAAUAGAUCUGGGCAUGCUCUUAGCAACAUACUCAAAAGCAGAGAUUACAAAAUUAUCAAGAAAAUUGGAGAAGGGACGUUUUCCGAAGUGGUGAAAACUCAAAGCCUGAAAGAUGGGAAAUACUAUGCAUGUAAAACAAUGAAGCAGCCCGUCGACAGCUUGGAGCAGGCGAACAACCUGCGGGAGGUACAGGCUAUGAAGAGACUGAGCCCCCAUCCCAACAUCAUCCAACUGCAUGAAAUUAUUUUUGAUGAAGAAACCGGAUCUCUCUCCUUGGUAUGUGAACUGAUGGAAAUGAACAUCUAUGAGUUAAUACAAGGUCGGCAGUAUCCUUUGGCAGAAAGUAAAAUCAAACACUAUAUGUACCAGCUGUGCAAGUCAUUGGAUCACAUGCACAGCAAUGGGAUCUUCCACCGAGAUGUCAAGCCGGAGAACAUUCUGAUAAGACAGGAUGUGCUGAAGCUGGCAGAUUUCGGCUCCUGCAGGAGUGUGUACUCGAAGCCCCCACACACAGAGUACAUCUCCACCCGCUGGUACCGUGCACCCGAGUGCCUACUCACCGAUGGCUACUACUCACACAAGAUGGACAUGUGGAGUGCGGGAUGCGUCUUCUUCGAGAUCAUGAGCCUCAAUCCUCUGUUCCCUGGCUCUAAUGAGUUGGACCAGGUGGCCAAAAUCCACGAAGUUCUGGGCACACCUGACCCCAGUCUCCUUCACAAAUUCAAGCAGUCGCGGGCGAUGCGCUUCGACUUCCCCCCGCAGAAGGGCUGUGGCAUUUCCCAGCUCAUCCCGCACUGCUCAGCGCCCAGCCUCUCGCUCCUCUACCAGAUGCUAGAGUAUGACCCAGAGGAGCGCAUCAGUGCCAAGACGGCACUCCAGCACCCCUGCUUCAGAGAGCUGCGGCUGGCAGAAAAGAGAGCAUCAAAUAUGAGAUGGGCCAUCGGAACUGUGGAGGGGGCACAGACCAAUGGGACACCUAAUUCUGUGGACCACCUGUGGCGCAUUGCGAGACAAGGUCGGAGACAACACCACAUUAAACACGUUGCAGACCCCCUUAUCCGUCGCAACGCUCCAGUUUAUCCUGUGGAAUUACCAAAACUGAACGUGAUGAUCCCUCCACCAAAAAUCUCUUUCCCCAUUGCUUCUCUCCCAGCACUUACCAUCAGUCAUCAUGGGUCCCUGCCUGCCAUCAAGUCUAAAAAGUGCCAGUCGCGGCUGAAUAAGCAGCCCAGAGAUGAGACGCAUCGCCAGGCUUUCAAGGGCUACCACAUGCCCCCUCUGGAGAGGAAGCACGGCGGUUACUGAGAGCCAAAUCCCAGAAGAGCUCCCCUGAUGGCUAAGGGGAGGUACUGCAUGGAUUUCACUCCAAAUGACUGCUCUCAGCUUAGGAUUUAUAUAUUCUUAAAAAAAGCAUUUCAAAGGCAUGGCAGUAACACACAGCUCUUCCUCCACCGACCCUGCUCCUCCCCCUUAGAGGACCCUUAUAAACACAGUCCUGGAGGAGAAAUGAACUGAUGGAGAGUGCACUUAAGCAGUUGUCAAGAAGCAGUCUGUCAACUUAUGAAUCCCCAGCAAUACCUUUCAACAGCAAAAUACAAAACCACCUCAAACUGAAAUAUGCCACUACAACCCAUUUCAAAAAGGAUACUGUCAAUGGAAUUAGCUUUAGGCAAUUAUGUUCGCUUUUAAUCCAGCCAUGACUCAGUGAUUACCUUAAAUUGGCUCCAGUGGUUUUGAAACCAUGUGUUGUAUUUGAAUUUGGAAAGCUAGAGUGUUUCCAAAAAAUGCUAUUAAAAGUGAAAACACACUCUAGGAUAGUACUCUGUGAAUAAGGCUGAACUGAUACAGUUACAUAUGCAGAACAAUCUGAUGAAGCUUGAAUCUGUAAAUGUGAAAAAUAACCAUUUUGAUAUUUAACUGCCUGCACAUUUUCUCAAGGACCAGUACUUGCCUUUUAUUUUCCAUAUAAGGGCAAGCAUCCAAGAACAUAGCUCUUAAGCAUGUCCACCUUUUAGACAGCAAGAUUAUGAAUUGAAACCAGCUCAUUGCAUUUGAAUAAAUCAUUUGAAUUCUGUCAAAUCUUACUGCAAUGAGGCGAACAUUUAGAUGAUCUACUGCUUUCUCUGAAUUUUAAAGCAAUGUCAUUACUUUUAUGUAUGCAUUAAGGCAGAAACCAAAUGAGUUAUAUGCAAUAUUUCCAGGACCUGUUCUAAAAUCCAGGGACAUGGAAUCUCCACAGCAUACAGCAGCAUCUCCAAACACAAAUCUAAAAGCCAUAUGAAAAACAGUAUCUGGAAAGGUCAUCACAAAUUACAUCUCGCACCAUUUUCAUGUCAUCAAUGUCCUUGCAUUGGUGUUUAUACUAUACUAUACAAAAACAGGGCAGUAAUUAACAAUACAGGCUUAACUCUGGUAGAAAGUUGUCUUUCAUGGGGUAUGACCUCUAUGUUCAUUCAUCUUUUUUUAGGUCACCUUUAACCUUAGGGGUUGAUGGGGUAACAAAUCCUUGCACUCACUCACCCUCCAUGCACACAGUACUGUUGUUUUUGAAUGAAAAGUUUUGGACACUGAAGGAUAUAUAUGCUUUGUGUAUUUGCACAAUACCUGCAGUGUAAAAUGGAGCCAGUGCAAUAGCUUUUAAGUCUGGUUUUCACACCAUCAGACUUCAUCAGAGUUUAUCACCUGACAGGGAAGGAAAUGGGAUACACAUCAAAGUUCAUUUGUACAAGUUUGUCCUUCACCCACCUGAAUACUAAGGCUUCUCCCCAGUGCAGACAGUGGAAAACCUAUGACUAGAGAUGAAAAACAAAAUAAAGAG
Molecule: messenger RNA, 3083 nt
Organism: Megalops cyprinoides (Indo-Pacific tarpon)
Lineage: Eukaryota; Metazoa; Chordata; Actinopteri; Elopiformes; Megalopidae
Product: MAPK/MAK/MRK overlapping kinase-like
Exons: 12
Coding region: 203-1570 (455 amino acids)
Biological process (GO): protein phosphorylation; intracellular signal transduction
Cellular component (GO): cytoplasm; nucleus
Molecular function (GO): protein serine/threonine kinase activity; ATP binding
Source: RefSeq, a predicted model, not a curated record